Caenorhabditis briggsae is the source of this 648-nucleotide messenger RNA. Bases 1 to 648 code for a protein of 215 amino acids. The transcript is spliced from 2 exons. The record is from RefSeq and is a predicted model, not a curated record. NCBI's taxonomy places the organism in Eukaryota, Metazoa, Nematoda, Chromadorea, Rhabditida, Rhabditidae.
AUGCAAUCCUCUAUUCGCUUUUCUCUAGGACUCAUUUCUAUCCUUGGCUUUGCCUACUUGGCUCAAGCUCAUCCAUUGAGUUCUAGAGAAACAGUUAAAUCUGCUGAAUCCACCGAAGUGGCUAUACCUGGUUCUCAUGAAAGUGUGGAAACUAAAGAAGUUGCUCUCCCAGAAGAAGGAAAAACUACUGCUAUUGAUACUCUUGGAAAACCGAAUGGAAGAGUGAAACGUCAAGGAGGAGGAUGCGGAUGUUGUGGAUGUGGAUGUGGAUGCGGAUGCUGCUGUUGCCGCCCACGUUGUUGUUGCUGUUGCAGAAGAUGUUGCACUUGUUGCAGAACUUGCUGCUGUACCCGCUGCUGCACUUGUUGCCGCCCAUGCUGCUGUGGAUGCGGAUGCGGAUGUGGAUGCUGUGGUUGCGGGGGAGGAGGACGUAAGCGUCGUUCUCUCCAAACUCUCAAGAUCAAGCUCGCCGAGAAGGUCCAUAGAGAAGCUAGACAAAUUGAACAAGUCCCAGAAGAUAUUGCUCCAGUUGAGACUGCUGAGAACAUCGAGACUCCAGAAACUGAGAACAAGCCAGAAGAAGUGGAGACAGCUACCGAGUGGCCAGAGCCAGUAUACGAGCUUGUUACUGAGACUUGGGCUCACUAA